Messenger RNA from Penicillium robsamsonii, 336 nucleotides. RefSeq lists its product as uncharacterized. The record is from RefSeq and is a predicted model, not a curated record. The coding region runs from base 1 to 336 and encodes 111 amino acids. Lineage: Eukaryota; Fungi; Ascomycota; Eurotiomycetes; Eurotiales; Aspergillaceae. The transcript is spliced from 2 exons.
AUGGCAAAGGAUGUUUAUGACGAACUCAUGAUGGUGUCGUGGCCGGAUAAGUCGUACUUCCAUGCCCUAGAAACAGAGCACUAUAUCGACUGCCAAAAACGUGCUCAUCGGAAGGGACGACCGGUACUUUCUUCUAGUAUUGACCUUGAGACGACAGAGAAGCGAAACGACCCCCCGAUAUUUGAGGCCGGCUGUGGGCCACAGUGGCAGAUAAAGGAACUGCUAGAAGACAGCAACGAAGGCUCCCCUGUACCACAUGCAAUUAUGACAACCGUUGCAUACGUUCCCGCAAAUCAUGCGGACCAGAGUCCCACUAUCCACGAAGAGCUAUCGUGA